AACAGGGAGAGGGAGAAAGAUGGCGCCCACUCACGUACUGAGAUGCUGUCAACGGUGUUUAGCCUGGAUCCCUGUGAUUUUUAUCGCCCUUGUCGUCUGCUGGUCCUACUACGCUUACGUGGUGGAGCUUUGUUUGUACACCAUUACCAUGAUGGGAGAGCGGAUUGUCUACCUGAUCUUCUUCCACGUCUCUUUCGUCAUGUUUGUGUGGUCUUAUUGGAAGACCAUCUUCACCAAGCCUGCCAACCCUUCCAAAGAGUUUUGCCUGCCAAAAGCCGAGAAGGAGCGCUACGAGAAGGAAGAGAGGCCAGAGUCCCAGCAGGAGAUCCUGUGGCGAGCCGCCUCCACCCUGCCUCUGUACACUCGCACGGGCGCCGGAGCGAUCCGCUAUUGCGACCGCUGUCAAGUCAUCAAGCCGGACCGGUGUCACCACUGCUCCGCAUGUGACAUGUGUGUGCUGAAGAUGGAUCACCACUGUCCUUGGGUGAACAACUGCGUCGGCUUCUCUAACUACAAGUUCUUCAUCCUCUUCCUGGCCUACUCGCUGGUGUACUGUCUGUUCAUUGCUGCCACGGUUCUACAGUAUUUCAUAAAGUUCUGGACCCUUUGUCGUAGGAAAUCGGCAGAGAACUGCCCAAAGAAUGAGCUGAAUAACUCUGCCAAAUUCCACGUCCUGUUUCUUUUUUUUGUGGCGGCCAUGUUCUGCAUCAGUAUUCUCUCCCUCUUCAGCUACCAUCUGUGGCUCGUAGGGAAGAACAGGUCCACAAUAGAGGCAUUCAGAGCGCCGGUCUUUAGAACAGGCUCAGAUAAGAACGGUUUUUCUCUGGGUUUCCGGAAGAACAUCGCUCAGGUCUUCGGCGACCAGAAGCAGUACUGGCUACUGCCGAUCUUCACCAGUCAGGGGGACGGUCUGACGUUUCCCACCCGAUUGGUCAACGCUGAUGCAGAGCAAGCCACUGUCACUCUGCAACCUGAUUCCAAUAAAUGCGUGCCGGAGGUCUCUGUGAGCCCCCUCAGUGAGUCACAGAACCGCCUUCUGAGCAACGAGCAGCAGGCCAACAACGCUGAAGACCACCUGGCCGAAAACUUCCUCAAAUCAGCCGAGAGUGAAACCGUCACCAUGGAGAGUGAGUCCUAACCAGGCGAAACACAUGUCAUCUAAUGCGCUGCCUUAAAAAAAACAAAACAAAAAAAAAAAAAAAA
Xiphophorus maculatus (southern platyfish) is the source of this 1203-nucleotide messenger RNA. It is a transcript of the gene zdhhc20b, whose product is annotated as zinc finger DHHC-type containing 20. Gene Ontology annotation, cellular component: endoplasmic reticulum; Golgi apparatus. Lineage: Eukaryota; Metazoa; Chordata; Actinopteri; Cyprinodontiformes; Poeciliidae. Bases 20 to 1138 code for a protein of 372 amino acids. Gene Ontology annotation, biological process: synaptic vesicle maturation; peptidyl-L-cysteine S-palmitoylation; protein targeting to membrane. The transcript is spliced from 14 exons. The record is from RefSeq and is a predicted model, not a curated record. Gene Ontology annotation, molecular function: protein-cysteine S-palmitoyltransferase activity.